Messenger RNA from Gaeumannomyces tritici R3-111a-1, 1611 nucleotides. RefSeq lists its product as hypothetical. Gene Ontology annotation, biological process: transmembrane transport; monoatomic ion homeostasis; monoatomic anion transport. The record is from RefSeq and is a predicted model, not a curated record. Gene Ontology annotation, molecular function: solute:inorganic anion antiporter activity; borate efflux transmembrane transporter activity. Gene Ontology annotation, cellular component: fungal-type vacuole; plasma membrane. The transcript is spliced from 2 exons. NCBI's taxonomy places the organism in Eukaryota, Fungi, Ascomycota, Sordariomycetes, Magnaporthales, Magnaporthaceae. Bases 1 to 1611 code for a protein of 536 amino acids.
AUGCCGGCCACCGACGGCUCGUCCAUGGCCCGCGGCCGGGGCACCGAACGGAACCCCCUCGUGGGCGGCGGCGGAGGAGGGAGUUACGGAGCCACGACAAACAACCGCAGCAGCAACAACGACAACGGCAGCGGCCAAGACUACGGCCGGCGACGGCACCGGGCGGUCGGGUUCACCGAGACACUCAGCCUGCGCGACAAGAUGCGGCGGUGGUUCGCCAAGGGCGGCAGGCUGGAGCCGUUCCGGCUGCUCAAGCAAGACGCGCGCAACCUCCGGGGCCGGUGGCGCGGCGACUGGAGCUUCUUCAACCAGCUGGUGCUGGCCAGCGCCGUCUAUGUCUUCUUCACCAACAUCCUGCCGGGCAUCACCUUCGCCAGCGGCCUGUACGCCCUCACGGGCCAGUCGUGGGGCACCGUCGAGGUCGUCUUCAGCACGGGGCUUUGCGGCCCGCUCACCAUCCUGGGCGUCACGGGCCCCUUUUCCGUCCUGGCCGAGAACCUGUACGAGCUGUCGGUGAAGUACUUCCACGUGCCCUUCCUCCCGCUCAUGGCCUGGUCCCUCAUAUACGCCGGCUGGAUGCACGUGCUGCUGGCCGUCUUCAACGCGCACGACUGGACCAUGCAGUACGUGACCGAGUUCAGCUCCGACAUCUUCUCGCUUCUCAACAGCGUCAUCUACUUCCACAAGGCCUACAAGCAGCUCAGCCGCAUCCACGCCGCCGUGCCCUUUGCGAGCUUCCUGUAUUCCGUCCUCGGCGCCUUCGGCACCUGCUUCACCGCCGUCUUCCUCGCCACCGCCCACGGCUGGGCCCCGCCCUUCGGCCGCUUCGUCCGCACGGGGCUGACCGAGUACGCGGCCGCGCUGUCCAUCAUGCUCUGGAUCGCGGUCCCUUACCUGGGCGAGCUCGGCUCGCUCGAGCACCACCGCCUGCCCGUGCAGUCGACCUCGUUCCGGCCCACGAACCCGGAGCGGGACUACUUCUUUGUCGAGUUCUGGAAGCUGCCCAUCCAGUGGGUCGUGGUGGCCAUCAUACCCGGCGCCAUCAUCACAGUGCUCUACUACUUCGACCACGAGAUCAGUCAGCUCCAUCAUCUGCACCAUGCCGCGCUACGGCGUCAAGAAGCCGGGAGGCUCGCCUGGGACGUUGCCCUGCUCGGCAUCACGACGGCCGCCUGCGGCAUCAUGGGCAUCCCGCCCGCGAACGGCCUGCUGCCCCAGGCCCCGCUGCACUCCGAGUCGCUGCGCUACCUGACCGAGGAGAAGUACGAGCCGGAAGAGGGCGACGUCGACGCCUGGGCCUGCCGCGACGGCAAGCCCGAGGACGACGAGGAAGAGGACGAUGGGGAGUUUGACGGGUCUGAUGGUGUCGACAGCUUCGACCAUGACCUCAACCGCAGCGCCACCGACGGUAGGGACGGCGCCGGCGACGCCGUCAGCGGCCGCAAGGGCCACGACAACCUCGCCGACCUGGAGAGGGACGCCGUCGUCACCACCAACGGCCGCGGUGGCGGGAGCAGCAAUGGGCGCUCGUCCAACGGCCGCCGCAGGAGCGGCCACGCUUUAGGGAGACACGGCUGCUUUUGGGGCAUGUGGCCUGGGUGGCAUAGCUGA